This is a messenger RNA of Drechmeria coniospora, 1767 nucleotides long. RefSeq lists its product as uncharacterized. The transcript has a single exon. Gene Ontology annotation, cellular component: transcription factor TFIIIB complex. Gene Ontology annotation, molecular function: TFIIIC-class transcription factor complex binding. Lineage: Eukaryota; Fungi; Ascomycota; Sordariomycetes; Hypocreales; Ophiocordycipitaceae. The coding region runs from base 1 to 1767 and encodes 588 amino acids. Gene Ontology annotation, biological process: RNA polymerase III preinitiation complex assembly. The record is from RefSeq and is a predicted model, not a curated record.
AUGAGCUCCAUGUUCAAAAAGAAAGGCGGUUUCGCCUUUAAGCCGAAAGUCCCCACGGCUCGAACAAGAUCUGCCGCAGCGGCAGCGCCGAAACCGGUCGAGAACCAACCUUUGAUCGAAACGCGGAUCGACACUCCAUCGAGCGAUGCAACAGAUGGGCUUGACAACAACCCCCCCGGUGUUGAUAUUUCUCCUUCAGAGUCUCAUUCUGUUAUUGGGGAACUGACAUAUCAACCAAGGAUUGUUGAUCAAUCCAAGCCAGGCGUAUUGGAUGAUCCGCCUUUGCAAAGAAGCUCAUCGUCCCGUCGCGGAUCAACCACAAUCAAUGAAGAUUUUCAGGAGACGACAACUUCUACCGCCGACAUAGGCGAAAAUAUAUCAAAUGAUGCUGAUGGGCCAUUACGACUCAAGACCGUUGCUGGAGAACCGGCCUCCCGACCGGAUCUAGUCAAAGCAACCUCCGCGUCAGUCAACGGCGACUCACAAACCCGACAAGUCCAACAGCCAAGUCUUAGAUCUAGUUCCGACACAAGUCUUCACCAAGCACCUGGCCUUGCUGCCGUUGCCCAGGCAGCCGUCCCAGCACCGUCCACCCCAGCAGGUCCACCGGCGUCCGCGCCAAGCAAGAAACCGCCUGGGACAACAAGUUCGUCUAAAAAAAGGGCAGAGGAACACAAUGGCGAAGAGGAUGACGGUGCGAGACCGAAGAAACGGAAGCGAAACGCCCCCCAGCAGGGCCGUGAUGGUACUGCACUGGGUGUUCAACCACAGAAACGCAAGGCCAGUACAUCCACUGGUACAUCGUCAGCUGGUGACCCAUCCGAUGCGAAGCCAAGGACGAGAAAAGCUCGCUCCCUUACUCCCGAAGACGCCGAAGAGCAGACGGUGGACCUACAGCAGCUCCGCAUGGCUGACCUCACAAAAGAUCUUCGAAUCGGCAAAAAGUUUAGUCGUCACGACGAGUUGCGGGAUCGUGAACGGCUCGCUCGGUUAAAGUCAAAGGUUGGUAAGGAUGGGGAGCUGAUGGAAGGCGUGGACUCUGGCUCAGCAUCUCCCAUUCCGGACAACAGGCUAAAGAAGAGCGGUACCCCCGGCAGCUCCUCCACGCCGGCCCCGGCUGCCACAUCUGGCCCCCAGUUCCGCAUCGUUGAUGGGCAGAUUGUGGUUGACCAAAGCUCGCUGGUUAUGGACCGACAUGCUCGGGCAGCCGCGGCGCAUGCAGGAGAGGACAUGGAGACGAUUGAGGAGAACGACUUCACAAGGUUGAUCACGAGCAGUUCUUUCAUGAACACAUCAAAGCUCAAGGGCCCAAAUAUCUGGAAUGAUGCAGAAACAGAGCUCUUUUACCGCGGGCUUAGAAUGUUCGGCACGGAGUUUGAGAUGAUCUCCAGGAUGUUUCCAGGCAAGCAGCGACGGCACAUCAAACUCAAAUUCAACCGCGAGGAGCGCCACAAUCCGGCGCGCAUCGACGCGGCCCUGAUCGGGGAGAAGACGAUCAAGAUGGACAUUGAGGAAUACCGAGCGUUCACCGGGGCAGAGUACGAGUCUGUCGAGACGAUUGAGGCGGAGCAGCGCAAGAUCCAGGAGGGGUACGAGGCAGAGAGGCAACGCGUGGUCGACGAGCAGGCCGAGAUUAUGCGCAAGAAACGUGACGAACUAUUCGCAGACGACGAUGAAAACGGCGGCAAGAAGAAGCGGGGAAAGAACAAAGGCAAGCAGGCAAUUUCUUACGGAUUGAACGGCGAACCCAUCAUGCGGGACAGUUGA